Guillardia theta CCMP2712 is the source of this 982-nucleotide messenger RNA. RefSeq lists its product as hypothetical. The record is from RefSeq and is a predicted model, not a curated record. Gene Ontology annotation, molecular function: misfolded protein binding; protein-folding chaperone binding. The annotation marks the transcript as partial. Gene Ontology annotation, cellular component: endoplasmic reticulum. Lineage: Eukaryota; Cryptophyceae; Pyrenomonadales; Geminigeraceae. The transcript has 9 exons.
CCCUCCACCAUGACAUGGCGAAAAUGGCGGCCGGAGGAGUAGCGCCCUUGACAAACACUUGCGAGUCUUCAUCCUCCUCGUCCUCAUCAGCAUCCUCGUUCCUCUCAGUCUCUCUCCCCCCUUGCGGCUGCACUUGACCAGAAGACUGCUGACACGGUUUCUGGGGUUCGACUAGUGCCUGGCUUGCACUGCCCAGCUCGUUGCUCUCCUUGCCACUUUUCAACCAACAUUGAAGCCCUGCUGUCGAACAAACUCUUCCAACCAUGAGGAAGAUUCAGUUUCUCCAUCUCAUGCUCUUCCUGCUCUUGUUAGCAUCUGUGUCAGUUCUAUGUAAAACCGAAGCGGGAAAGGAGGAGAAGAAGAAAUCGGAAGAAGCCUCGAAGAAAAAGGAAGAGACGGCCAACACCAAGAUCGAGUGCGACUUCGUGGAGAAGUUGGAUCACUACGAAAGGCUGGGUGUGUCAAGGGAUGCAAACGAUAAGGAGAUCAAGCGAGCGUACAGAAAGCUCAGCUUGAAGUACCACCCCGACAAGAACACCGGACCGAACAAGGAUUGCGCACAAAAGCACUUCAUCGCAACAGCCAAGGCCUACGAGAUUCUCAGCGAUGAGCAGAAGAGGAAGCAGUAUGAUACCUUCGGCGACAUGGAAAACAUGGAGAGCGGUCAGGCAGGCUUCGAGGGCUUUGAGGGCUUUGACCCCUUCAACGUCUUCCAGCAGUUCUUCAACAGGCAGGCGUCGGGCACGAGAGGAGGGUCCUUUCAUGCAAGCUCCGGCCCUCAACACCAGCAGUUCUUCUUCUUCGACGAGGGUCCCAACGACUUUGACAUGGCCGACUGCAUCAACUACUGCAUCCUGCAGUACCGUCAGGCUGGGUAUGUCGGCGACCUGGAGGCUCAAUGUCAGCAUGAGUGCAUGGUUCCCUUGCAGGGACAGGGCCCGGUCUUCGACGGUUUCCAGCAAAUGUUCCAAGAAGAUCCAUU